AUGCAGCUCAGACUCAUCUGCGCCCUGGCAACGGCCGCGGCCCUCGCGCCGCCGGCGCCGAGACUCGCGAAGCAGCCGAAGCGCCUCAAGACGAGACGGAUCCUCGCCGACGACGUGAUCCUAUACGCCGGCGACGACGAGCUCGAGGGCGACGCGAAAGUGGGCAGUGCUGGAUUCAGACAGCUCGUAGGUUUUAGAGGCGCCGCGGACACGGAGGACGAGCCGCUCUGGAAGAUCCGCAUCCAAUUAACCAAACCAGGAACGUGGGUCCCGUUAAUUUGGGGAGUAGCUUGUGGGGCAGCAGCCUCGGGCAACUAUCGCUGGCCCUUCAUCUCGGGCACCUUCGCUGAGGGCGCCGAGGACUUCGCCAAGGCCGCGACGUGCAUGGUUCUCUCCGGUCCCUUCCUGACGGGUUUUUGUCAGACGAUCAACGACUGGUACGACAAGGACUUGGACGCGAUCAACGAGCCCUACCGACCCAUACCUUCCGGAAGGAUCACCGAAGAAGAAGUGUUCCAGCAGGUUUAUUUCUUAUUAUUCGGCGGUCUCGCGUUGGCCUUUGGGUGUGAUGUGUGGGCGGGACAUAAUAUCAUCGCGAACCCCUUGAAUAGUGUCGGUCUGUUGGCGUGUUUCGGUGCUCUCGUGUCCUAUUUAUACUCAGCACCGCCUUAUAAGUUGAAAGCCGAAGGGUGGAGGGGCUCCUUUGCAUUAGGUGCUUCCUACAUAGCCCUGCCGUGGUGGUGCGGCCAGGCGAUGUUCGGCCACGUGGGCGAAGGGGCCGCUGGAGGGGAAUUAACCCCACCAGUGGUCGUGCUGACGGUGUUGUACUCGCUGGCUGGUCUCGGAAUUGCGAUUGUGAAUGACUUCAAGAGCAUCGAAGGCGACCGGGAACUCGGUCUCAAAUCUUUGCCGGUGGCCUUUGGGAUUGAUGGUGCGAAGUACAUCUGUGCGGGGCUGAUAGAUGUGACGCAGAUCGCCGUCGCGGCUUACUUGUUCGCCAUCGGUUUACAAACAUACGCAUUAGUGCUCGGCUUGCUCAUAGCCCCGCAGAUCUGGGCCCAGACGCAGUACUUACCUGUGUGGAAAUCAACCAGUCCGUCGGGUGCACCGACAAUUCUUCACUAAGUCAUUUCUCGGCGAUGGCGCGGCCGUCUUGGCUCGGUCGGGCGAUGAGGAACCGGCAUCACCACGCCAUCGACCAGGCGUCGCAUCGAUGGCGUGGAGGUCGACGCGACGAUUCAGCACGAAUGCGUCGCGAAUUUUGAUUUCCACACAGGUACUUACUGAAGGACCCCGUGAAAUACGACGUCAAGUACCAGGGCACGGCGCAGCCUUUCUUAGUUUUCGGGAUCCUGACUACCGCGUUGGCGGUCAGCCAGCACCCGGCGGCGCUGGCGUAA
Messenger RNA from Pelagomonas calceolata, 1400 nucleotides. The record is from the annotation of a GenBank genome assembly. NCBI's taxonomy places the organism in Eukaryota, Pelagophyceae, Pelagomonadales, Pelagomonadaceae.